UGUUGCUAUGAUUGUUAUUUGGUCGCUGUAAAAAAUUCUAAUACAUUUGUUGUGAUAUUCAUGAAUAAAGACUAGGAAAAUGUAUAAGAACAGUUAAUACAAAUAAUUCACAGAACAAUUGAACGCUUUAUUACAGCUGUGAUGACUGAUACCCGUUGUUUUUGAAAAUAAAGUGAUUCUUGACAACUGCGCAUCAAUAUGAAAAUGAUAAAAUAGUCCGACAAUAACAGUACGGGAAAAUUUGUGAAAAGUUCACUUUUUCGGAAAUAUUUACAAACAUGAAGUAAAAUAGCGUCUAUUGCGCUCAAAAAGUGACCGAGGAUCAACCAAAAAGAUGACAAAUACUGUGAGUCUUGGCCAGAUGGUCAACCUGGCCCUUGGGACUCCAGAAGUGGGCUCAGUCAACUUCAAUGUGUUGCACAGUCUUUUGCAUGCUGUGAUAAAAAAGUUGGACAUUGCAGAUGCUAAAGCUGAAAUCACUGAUUUCGAAAGAGAUUUCUUAAAAAGCCAAAAAGCUAAAAAUGGAACUAAUGCUAUCGAUGAAGAUAGUGCUAUCGGAAGUACUAUCGGAGAGGACAUUGACUCCGCAAGUGCCAAAGGGUCUUUCCCUGGAUUUUCAAAAAGUCCCUACCACCAACUGCAAGACAAAGUGUCAACAAUCCAAAAAACACUUGAUGAUUUUAAUCAAUUGCCAAACACUGAACAAUUAUUGAAACAGUCCAAUGGGAAUCAAUCUGGUGAUCGACAAAUGCCGGUCAAUGAUAUGUGGCAAAGUAUGCAACUAAAAAAGCGGGUAGAUGCAAAUGAAGAUGGAGUUAGCAAACUUAUGCAGAUGAUGGAUGAUAUGAUGAAAGAAAUGGAAAAAUUGAAAGAUGAAAAUAAAGACCUGAAAAAUAGACUAGGAAAUUUGAAUCUUGACGAAUUGGAAGAAAAAUUGAAUAAAAAACUCAAAGAACUAGAAGAUUUAACAAAUCAACUGAAUGAUAAAUUCUCCUUAUUUCCCGAUCCCAAAGAGUUUGAAAAUUAUGUCACUUGGCCUGGUCUGGAAGAUGCUUUGAAGGGUCUACGUACCGAUCUUGCCCCCAAAGAUCGUGUUGUCAUAGAAAUGGCACAACAAACUGAAGUUGUAAAAACAGUAUCUCGUCCAGUGUCAGCUCGACCACUAUCUGCACAAAGUGUCGGACCAUCAGAAGAACUCGCUAAAAUCCUUGAGAAAAUUGGCAAACUGACAGAUAAACACGACAUAUUGGAGGAAAGAGUGGAUAAUAUUGAGGACCAACUGAAAAACAAACUUGACAGAGAAGAGUUAAACGAAGCCAUGAAAUCCCUAAGUCUCCCAGAUGACCUGCUGAACCAACUGAAACAAUUCAAAGAUGAACUUGACAAACUGAACAAAGCAAGAGAAAAGCUUAACGGCAUUGAUCAAGCUUUUGCCGAUCUUGAAGAACUAAAAGAAACCGUCAAAAAUCUUCAAAACCAGCUUCAUGAACUACUGAAACAUCUAACUAAUAAUAAGGAUGAAUCUAAUAAUCAAGAUCAAUACUCCACCAAGAUCGCUGAACUUGCUGAAAGGUUAGCAGAACUUGAGGACCAGUUUCAACAGAUGUCUUUAAUGGCAAGUGUCCAUGAUAUUGAACCUGAAAACUGGAGCUUCAUGAAUGAUGACUCUGAUGAUGCUAUGCGGACACCAACUCCUGGAAACAAAAGUAAAACUCCCGAUAUGCCUUCAAGAGAAGAUAGUGCUUUUACCCAAGAAGAAGCCCCAUCUUUGGUUUCUCGUCAAGGUGGAAACAAUGAUGAUGAAUUCCGACGUCAGUUUGAAAAAAUAAAUGAACGUCAACAGAAAGUCGAAAACACUUUAAAUCGUGAGAUUGAGGAUCAUAAAAAUCUCAAUACUAAAUUCAAGAAUUUCGGUCAGGAGACUAAUCGACAGAUGUCUAAAAUGAGACACAAGACAGAACAGCUAGAGAAGGACUUCCAAGAGAUUGUCGACCGCUUGAAACAAACCAUAGAACUGGCACAGAAUUCUGGUGUACAAACUAGUGAAGCGGACAGUGAUGCAAUAUCAAGGGCCCAGGAAGCGAUACUCAACCUACAAGCAGAGAUAGAGAAAUUGAACCAGAUCACACAGAACCUAACUGAAGAGAAUGAUAACAGGAGAAAGGACAUACAGAACUUAUACAGCACAACGUCACGACUGGAUGAGGUCAAGGCAGAUAAGGAGUUUGUACAGCAAGAAGUAGAACCAAAAGCAGAUAAGAAACAUCUAGACAACAAGGUCAACAGGAACACAUUUGACAGCACAUGUAACGAUAUUAACAGAAUGAUCAACGAAAUACUCGAGAAAUUAAAUGGAAACGAGGGUUGGAAGGAAGCACUUGGCCAGCUGCAGAAUGACUUAGAUGGUAAAUUAGACAGACUUGAGCUUGAUCCACUACGUGAAUGGCUUGAAAGUAGACUAAAGGCCCUUGCAGGCAAGAUAAAGCAACAUUCUACUUGGUCAGAUGCUGAGGAUGAGGCAGCCGGGUUGAGAAAACAAUUAGUGCAGAAAUUCAACUGCAUAUCCUGUGAUAGAAAAGUUGAGAUGAUGCCCAACCAGCCAACAUCGUCCCUUCCCGCACAAAACGGUCUCCCAGCAACUCGUUCCACGCGACCCUAUACAACCUUUGAGCUUGACCAAAUAAGGCAGCAUGGAAGGAGCAUGCAAAAUAAGAACCCUAUACAUUUUGAACGAGCCGUUCAACAGAGACAAGAGGCUAGACACAAGCAAAGGGCAUAUUUCGUACAUUUUGUGAGACACCCUGCUUUGAGUGGUCCAAACGAGGUUGUGGAUGUAUAUGCGACUAAAAGAGCCUGUGGUGGGGCACAUACUCUUACUUACCCAAAUAGGCGUACCAAUAAGGUACAACCAAGCGUAGGUGGAUUCUUUGAGGAGGAAGUAGUAGCCCCAGCUGCCCCUGCAUACACACCCCCAUAUAAACAGGAGCUGGAUCUCCAGGGGGUAGAUGGACAUAUAUACAAAGGCAGAAUUAGCGCCCGUCUACCUACAGUUCACACGGCACCCGGUGGUGAACCACAAGUACGUGGGCGUCAGAGUCGCAGUCCACCACGUUCACAAUCAGUUCGCCCUCCUGCCUCUCCCCGUCCUGGAUCAGCACGUCAACCAGCUGGGCGUCCUGGCUCCGCUCGGGUUACAUCUCGGCCCCAGUCUGCUAGACCUGGGAGUACUAGAGACAGUCCGCCCCCUGGGGAUGAUCGACCUGCCCCUGACCACCCUGGGACCCCUGAGGAUCUGACCCAACCACCAGCAAGGUCACCAUCUCCCGUCAAUGUAGACACUCAACAAUAGCUAGACUUUAAAAAUUAGUUAAUCAUUAUAGUUUAUAUUGACUAGAACAAAUCUUCAUAUAAUGUCUAUAGAAAUUGACUGUUAGUUAUACUUAUUCAAAUGCGUGUUUCACAACGCGAACAAUCAAAUGUUUUUAAGUUUAUUGAAUUCUAUUCAAAAGUACAGAAAAUGGCUGUAUCACUUAUAAAAGCAUAAAAGCAAAAUAAAAUGUCUUAACAAGAGAUUCAGCCAUCUUGCUGAUCUCUCAUCUUAAAUUAAAUUAUGGACAUUUAUAUUGUAUACACAGUUGAAUUGAAUAUAUAUUAUUGUGUACCAAGAUUGUUGUACAUUUCCAUGGAACACACAUUUUCCAUGGAAAAAGACCAAAGGUUUCACUCCAGUUUCCUCAGAAAUAUUUAAUUUCUAAAUAUUUGUAUCAGUAAUUAUUUAUAUUCACAGGAUGGUUUUGAUUUUGGCAUAAUCUGCUUUUGUUUUACACAUGAGAGACACAUCUCAGGCCCGUAGCCAGGAUUUGCCAAGGGGGGGUUGGUUCACUUUUUGGAAAAUUCCAGGGGGGUUCACUUUUGACAAUCUUGGUCCAAAAAUGGCCA
Messenger RNA from Owenia fusiformis, 3939 nucleotides. The record is from the annotation of a GenBank genome assembly. NCBI's taxonomy places the organism in Eukaryota, Metazoa, Annelida, Polychaeta, Sabellida, Oweniidae.